UAUAUGGAGAUCAAUGGACUCGACUCACUGGCAAAAACCCGAAAACCAGUCUAAUCGCUGCUUGAGUCUGAAGCCCAGUGAACCUUAGUGAUAUUAUUACACGAUUGAAAUUGGGGAUCAAUCUAAAUGGACAUUGAUCGUCUGCUUCGCUUGGAAACAACAAACAACUUGCAUGAUUGAGUUGCAGAUGUGUGUGACGGUGACCAUGGAGGAAGGUUUGGGCUUUAUUUUUUGCGGUUUAUCGUGAUCAAGAUGAUGGAAAUGAACCGUGGCAGUUGCAGGUAGGGCUAAUCCCUCUCAUCUGGGUCCGGCUCGAAUUUCUUUUGGAAAGAAUGCACUAUCCAGACGCCACUUCUAAGUUCUAUGAUCAUGUUCAACAUCAGACUGGGACCAAUCAAUUUUGACUCAACAAAUGGCUGGGAUUGAACAAGUGUGUCUGUUCAUGGAGGAAGGAAUAGGUUGCACACAUGUCUAGCUGGAGACCUACACUGUAAACUUUAAACUGCUCUGGCAUUGCUGAUUCUUUGUGUUUAGCACAUGUUUUGGGGAUAUUUUCAAAAUGAAAACGAAACACAAGAAAUCAAGGAACAAAUCCAAACUACCAAAGAGCAAAGUUUUGAUCCGCAACUAUGAGGAAACCCCUCAAAAGUACCGUUCCAAGAUGGAUCCUCUGGACUUAGAGGAGCAUAAACAUGAGUUCCUGCACCAUGGUCAUGUCUCCAAAUUUCAAUUCAAAACAGAUUUCGAAAAUAUGCAAGAUACUCCAUGCAUCAAGCAGGGCGUGAUCAAAUGUGACCUUCUUGCAGAAGCCUCUCGUAUCCUUGAGAAUGUUAAUGAGAAGUUUGGAUGUGGAGAUCAAUACAUAGAGCAGACAUAUGGUACUAGGAUUAAUGCUGAGGAAGCAUCUAGUCUGCUUGUGAAGUACCUGGAAGACACUGGCUCUGAAGGAAUGAUGACAAUUAGCUGGAGCAAGGACCUUUCAUGCAGUGGUCAGAUGAGUUGGCGUGGCCCUUGUCUUCGGUACAACAAGCCAGAAGCCAGAAAGUACUCAAUGUGGAUCAAGAAUUCUGAAGAUAAUGUGUACCUUAGGGAACAUGGCAUCCACUGUCUUGCCAACCAUGAGAUUGCUACUCACUUUUAUCGUUCACUGAAUGAUGGUUUACAGCCAUGGUUCUCCAAUCGCCAGCGUUUUGGUCUCAGUGGCUUGAACAGUCAAACAUUAGCAGAAACUGAAGAGGGUUUAGCAUCAAUAAACACCGUACUACAAGCAAAAAACAAAUAUCUCUUCUCCCAAGCCCUGACAUAUUAUACAGCCUGCAAAGCAACAGAGAUGACAUUCCAUGAGCUAUUUGAUCAUCUAGGCCAAUAUUUGAUGGAUAAGGAAUUAAGAUGGAAGUAUGUUAUGCGAGUCAAGCGCUGCUUACAAGACCCGGGUGGUGUUGGGGGUAAUGGCAAGGACCAGUGCUACUUCACAGGAGCUGUUGAUAUUCUCCGCAACAUUGAUAACACAGACUUCCACUUGCUAUACAGUGGUAAGAUUAGCAGAGAGGAGAUUCCUCGCAUUAAGCGUAUGGCUCGUCUUGAUUUCAUCAAACUGCCAGCAUUCCUGCAGAAUCAAGAGACUUACCGUAAGCAACUGAGACACAUGGCUAUUUUGAAUGGACUCAUUGAACACAGACCAAUCAAGACAUCAAGCAAAUUAGUAAACCGAAGGAAAUUUGACAGGUUGCAGCAAAUAAAGAUUCCUCAACCUCUUUCAUCAUGCUCCCAGUCAGUAAAUGAAUUAGACAUUAAUCUGAACUCUUCCAGAGAGACUCAUUGUGGUUCACAUUGCACUCCAGUAGAACAAAUGGCAGCAUGUCAUGUCACCAAAAGAAAUCCUAAAUGUGUCAAAAAAGAUGGAUGUUCAGUUAAAAAGAAACAGCCUCAAACAGUGGAAUCCACUAGUAUGAGUGAAUCGGACAGCCAUUCCAUUGUGAGAAUGAUAUAUGUUUCUAGGGAUGAAGCAUGUAAUGAUGAUGAGAAGGUUACACCAACGCAAGCAUUUUGCUCAUGGUGGUCGUCUAGAUCCCCAUCACCAGUUGCUGGCAGUGUAGCUACUGAUGAUCGUGUCAAGCCUGCUGCCUCUGUCAGCCCGGUGCCUUAUUCACCACAUCGAUGGCUCCUCAGGAAACGAAACAGAUCCUCCCCCAAUGUACUUAUCAAGAAAAAUGAAGCUACUUAUGCAAGGACUCAAUUUACACACAAUUUGUAGAGAAAUUGGAGGUACAAUGUACAUGUAUAUGAUUGACAGACAAUAGGACAUCUUAAAUGUGAAUACACAAUUACUUCAUACUAUCAUACAGUAAGCUAUUAGUUGUCGACAUUUCUCCAUUUGGAUUUUGUACUUCCUAGAGAGGUGGAGACAUAACUGCAUAUUUACAUGUACAGUGAUUUGAUAGGCCAGGGUACAGACCUCUCCUGUUUGUCAUUUUUGCUAGCCACUAUUGGAAGAAAUGUAUGGACAUGAUGAUAUCACUAUUGCCAGGUCACAUUGAACCAGACACAGGACUAGCACAGAUAAGAACCUUUCUCUUUCUAGAAUCACUGGUUCCCAGGAUGGAUUGCGUGUCGGGGAGUAUCUCUAAGAUCAUAAGUUGUGAAGGGGGGGGGCUUGAAAUUAUUAUUUUUUAUUUGCUUAAUUUUGGUUGCAAGAAAGUCUCAAAUUUGAAAUUCUUGAGUUGUACUUAUACAAGGGGGCCCUCGGGAAGCUUGAGCUGAGUUUGCCCUCCAGAGUACCCCCUCCCUCCCCCCCCUCAAAAAAAGGGGUAGGGGAAAAAAGGACACCUAUGCUAAUACAUGUACAUAAACAUGUAUCUGUAUCUAUGCUUGAAUUCAAUAUAACUUAAAAGAACCUGCCAAACGGGGUCUAAAACAAGGCUGUGUCCCAUACCGUCAAAAAGAGGUUCAGUCUAGCCGUCCCUCCCUGUUUGUCAAAAAAAGUACAUGAUAAUUUCAGGUUGCAUAGCUUGAUAAAAAUAAUGUUGCUUCACCAAUCAUUUUAAAAUGGAGAUGUGAGAACGGUGGUUGAUGGUGCUUUCCUUCAAGCGCAACCUCCAUAUUACUUCUUAUUAAUUGUUCCCCAUUAAGAGCAUUUUCAGAACUGAAUGGCUUUUCCGUAUACUUGACCAUCCCAGGUGUCUGAGAGGGUGUUCUUUGUUAAUUAACAAUGAUUGAACUAAAGGUUUACUCGAACGAUACUAAACCUUGCCCCCUAAUUAACUCCGUCUUAACCCGUAAGGUUUAAUGCUAGAGAAGAGAGAGAAAGGGUUAUACCAUUUUGGCGUGUAUUGUUUAUUGCUAUACAUGUAUGUGCACAUUCACGUUUUUAAAGUCUACAGCUGGUGUAAAUCCUUCCAUUUCAACAGGAAAAUUCGUAGUGAUUUUCAAAUUGCUGUGUUUCCAAUCGUGUACAAUUUUAUUUUUGAGGUGUUCUAAUGAGUAAAUAAUUUGAUAAAUAAAAUGUUACUGUCCGUUUGGAAUUUCAUGUUUGAAGCGUUUAAACAUGGAAAUGAAUAAAACUGCUGCAGACUACUGCCAUAAAAAAGCACGAGGGCCUUAAAAAAUGAGCCGUACAUUAUGAACUUAAAUCGGCAACUAGUGUUUUUUUGGUCCAUCUUGCCAAGUGGUCUUGCACAGGCCAACGUAGACCGUUAAACAUUGUAAAUGCAAUUCUCCAAGUCUGUGUUAUUUGUAAUGGAGUUAUGAAUUCUGAAAUGUAUUUCAGGUUUACACAUUGUUUGACAGAAAUAACAUGAUUGAUGUGCAGCACUAA
Messenger RNA from Patiria miniata (bat star), 3814 nucleotides. RefSeq lists its product as uncharacterized. Lineage: Eukaryota; Metazoa; Echinodermata; Asteroidea; Valvatida; Asterinidae. The transcript has 6 exons. Bases 560 to 2254 code for a protein of 564 amino acids. The record is from RefSeq and is a predicted model, not a curated record.